AGUAAGAUUUCUAGCGUAACCUUAAGGAAUCUUGGAAGUCCUCAAACGCUCUAUUUAAACUAUGGAAUUUACGACCUAGGUUCAUGUCACAUCUACUUUCCAACUCCACAAUCUUCCUUGAAACAUAUAUCGAAAAAUGAAACUUAAUGUUUUUGUUGUUUUCUUCGCGCCUACGGUUCUUGCUACAACAAAAGUAUGGAAUCUAAGUGGUAGCUGCAAUUCUGCCAACGUCUGCGACGUGGAUACAGCAUUCAACAAUCCGAACAACCCGAAGGUGUGUAAUGGCAGAGCGGGACAGUAUGUUGGCACAGGUAUCAACGGAAGAACAUGGUGCAGUCCUCCAGGCACCAAAUGCACUUAUGUUUGGAGGUGCUAGCUGCUUGCUACUGUUCGAAAGAAUACCAGUUAGGGUCCGAAACUACAGUGCAGACCGAGGCUGGCAGGCGGUUGUCUCUUCAGAGGUCGUGGUAUCAGUGGUU
Molecule: messenger RNA, 479 nt
Organism: Alternaria alternata
Lineage: Eukaryota; Fungi; Ascomycota; Dothideomycetes; Pleosporales; Pleosporaceae
Exons: 2
Coding region: 137-376 (79 amino acids)
Source: RefSeq, a predicted model, not a curated record